Messenger RNA from Aegilops tauschii subsp. strangulata, 3512 nucleotides. RefSeq names its product U-box domain-containing protein 36-like. The record is from RefSeq and is a predicted model, not a curated record. NCBI's taxonomy places the organism in Eukaryota, Viridiplantae, Streptophyta, Magnoliopsida, Poales, Poaceae.
GAUGGAUGUAUACGUCCAUUGAUGCAGAGGCCGGGGUCUAACCUCUUUUUUUUAAAGUUACUUUAUAAUUAACAAGUCUGCCCUUUUCGCACGAGUUCUUCAUUGGAUUUGUUUAACUGAACUGAAAAUUCCAGGUCAGCUAUUAUACCCUUUUAAAUCCUUUGAACAAACAGCCUUUGCCAUUUCUUCAUCACUAUAGAAAAAGAAGAGAUGCAGUGUAUGGCACAACCCCAGUUGCACGAACAGACCAGGCAGGAGUUCAGGUUCAGUGUAUGUUGCUCAGAUUCCCGGCAUCUUUUAGCUCCCGCCAUGUAAGAUUCCGGUCGAUCGGAAUUGGAAACCCGGCGACUAAUCCGUGGAACGCAUUUGUUUACGUGAUCACGGAAGGAGCAAGGCCGAGCUCUUCACAACCGAGGCUUGGAUCGAGUUGACCAAUGGCUCCGUCGCGAGGCUAGCUAUACUUGCAGCACGUCGCUGUCGCGCACUGCUGUGCUGCCCCGUCUGGCUUUCUCCUCCCACGGCGACGCGCCACCGUCCCAAAAGUCGCCUACUCAUGCUACAAGGCUACGAGCACAUAGCUGUUGCCGCCCGCCCUCAGCCGCGCGAGACAUCGAGCUCCACGCACGUACGGGGCGAUCGAGGAGGAUCGGCUGGCUAGCUCGGGCGGAGACGACCGGUCGAUGGAGGCUGCGGCGGCGGCGGCGGAGGAGGAGGAGAAGGUGUUCGUCGCGGUGCCGGCGGAGCCCAGGGCGGGGCAGUCGACGCUGGCGUGGGCUCUCCGCCAUCUCCACGGCGGCGCCGCCACCACCAUCGUCGUCAUGCACGUGCAUGUCCCGGCGCAGAUGAUCCCCAUCAUGGGGGUCAAGUUCCACGCCGAUAAGCUGAGCCCGGAGCCGGUGCGCGUGUUCAGAAGGGCGGAGCGUGAGAGGGCCGACGAGAUGCUGGACGACUACAUCCACCAGUGCUCGCAAAUCAAGGUGAAAUGCGAGAAGCUGGUGGUCGAGAAGGAAGACGCCGCGUCCGGUCUUGUCGAGCUCAUUCGGCUCCAUGGAAUCACCAAGCUAGUGAUCGCAGCCGCCGCGGACAGGCACUACUCGAGAAAGCUCGACAAGCCUGUGUCCAAGACAGCGACAGAAAUAAUGCAGAGAGCUGAUCCAUCAUGCAAGAUCUGGUUCGUCUGCAAGGAGCAGUUAGUCUGUACCAGGGACAAGGAAGUACAAAUUGCACCAUCAACUGUUGCUGCACCUUUGCUCCCUAAUCUUGGCCAUGAAGUUCUGGAUUUGCAAUCUCCCCAGGAAGAGGGUGACACCGAGAUGGAACCGAGUUUCGACGAUGAACUCGAAGAGGCACGCAAAGCAGUCGAGGAGCUGAUGAGAAGAGCUCUGAAGGAAUCCUGCAGGCGCCAAAAGGCAGAAGAAGAAACAGCCGCAUCUCUCCACAAAGCGCAAGAACACGAGGAGCUGUACCUUGAGGAGGUGAAGAAGAGGGAGGAGCUCGAAGCAGCUCUGGCGAGAGCAGACGGAGAAAUCGCGCGGCUACGACAGGCAAUCCAGCAAAAACACGACCGGGGAGGCAGUCACGGCGAGAUCGAUGCUUGAACAGCACAUCGUCGUCACGGGCGACGAUGCGACGAAAUCCAACUUUGGCGCCGCGGCCGCAGCCGGGCGAUUUUAGAGCAGCGGCGGGGUAACCCGGCGGAGCCUUUUCCGUGGUGAAGGGUGAUGCAAUGCCGCAAUGGUGGAAGAGAGCUGGAGGCACCGCCCAGCAAGAGGGCUGGGAAGGUGCCCGAUGAGACGGGGUUCGCCUAGAGUGCCGGUGCGGUCAGCCGCUGGCUCGCGCGCUCUGGGUUUUGCGCCGUGGCAGUGCUCUGUUUCCUUGUGAUUCGAAUGCAGCAGAGGCGGUAUCGUGCGUGACGUACCAAAUUUGUCGUCACUGUACUAAUUUCGGUACCUGCUAGCAAGUACUUCCUCCUUAAAAAAAUAUAAGAGCGUUCGUGAUCUCUUAUAUUUAGGAAAACGUUUCAGGUCGGAGCGCCGGCCGAGCGCUCCACCGGAUGCGUGUGGGACGUGGGAUUGAAUUUGAUCCAACGACCAUGAGGUAUCUGUUAUAGGUCCACGGGGCAGCCCCACUCUCCCUUAUCUUCUUUUGCUCUGCCUUAUCUUCUCCCACGAUGAAUUUCUUUCAAAUCCUUUCUCUCAUCCACCUCAAAAUCCAUCUCUCUCUUGCUCCCUCACAAAAUUCGACGAGCUCCGGCCGGCCGUUCUCCUCUUUCCUCUUGGAUCCCCAUCCCCCUCCGGCGACGAGCUCCACACACGCCGCAGCCGCUGCAUCCCCAUCGGCUUUCUCCCCUGGCAGUACAUACGGCUGCAGCUCGCACUGCUGCAAGGGGGCGGGGCCAAGAAGGAGCGGAGUCGCUGUUGUGAGGUUGCUGCUGCUAGCCAUCAACGCCAUGGCCGCCGCCUCCCCCUCAUAUGGUCGUGGUCGUGGCGCUGGAGCAGGCGGUGGAAACGAUGGCCUCCGGUGCUACAACCGGUGAGUCUUUUUGCUGGAACCGGCCGACAAAAAAGCUUCAACCACACUGACCAGUGCUGGAACCAGGCAAUCGUCGAGUAGUUUUUGCUGCCACCUCCUUUCUUUGCUACAAAUGGCAUGAUUUUUUGCUGGAUCCGUCGAGAAAUUUUGUUGCGACCAUCGGCGGCGAUGCAUGUUUUUGCUACAACCAGCACGACGAUGCGCUGGUGUUUUUUGCUUCGAGAUUGUUUUGCUGGAACCAGUGUUUUCUUUUGCUGGAACUGGCUAAUGUGUUUGAUACAAUCGAUCAUCGGAGUUUUUUGCUGCUGGGAUUUUUGCUGGAACCACUAUUAAGUUUUGCUGGAAGUGGCAAAUAUUUUUGUUUCAACGGAGUACCGAAGUUUUUUGUUACUUCAGAUUUUUUUUGCUGGAGAUGACGGUGCAAGUCGACGACGGUAGCGAGCCGGAGACGAGGACGUCGGGAUGCUGCAACCAUGGUGAUGGCGCUCUGGACCCUUCUUGUGUUCGAGCUGCAACCAUGGUGAGUGGAGGCAGCCAAGGCGAGCACAGUGGCAUGGUUCGCCGGCGAGCGCGGAUGGCCGGCGUGGUGGCACGAGUCACCGGCAAGCUCGGGUAGCCGAGGACAAGCGAGGCGGCCGGCGAGCUUGCACGGAGUGGGGCAUGCGCGCACGCUCACUUUUUCCUGAUCUGCUUUUUCCUACGUGUGUUGACUUUAUGGGGACGAAGUUAAUUUUAAUCUGACGGUUGAAAAAUACUCUAUCGGACGUACACGCAGCGACCGGCCCAAAAGUUGGCCGGUCCGCCGGCGCCUAUCAGCGCCUUUAUAUUUGUUCACAGAGGGAGUACAGCAUAUACUCACCAGAAACGCUAAAAGCUGAGAGGGCAGAGAUAGGUGCAGUUUUACUGUUUAGCGUUGGAGGACAGGAAUUAGGUGCAUUUUCAUCAAUGUCCUAAAAUGUUGUUGUUUCUAUGGAAACCAA